UAGCAGCCACCCCACCCCACCCGCCUUCUUCCUCCCUCCCUCUCCGCUGGUUCCCUCCUCCCCCGCCACGGUCGCUGUCGCGGGAUCGCCACCACGCCGAGCCCCCACUCCCCACCGCCCGCAGCUCUCUCCCCAGGCUCCAGCUCCAGCAGAUCAGCAGCAGCGGCAGCAGGAGGAGUAGGCCGCAGCGGCAGCGCCCGUCCAGCUCCGCCGCCGCGCGCGGCCGUCGAUCUCCGCCAGGCCAGCCUUCCGCCCUCCCCAUUCCGCCCACCCGCCAAAUAGAGCCCCUACGCGCCUCCGCCCCAGCCUAGCCAGCUCCCGCUUCGUUCGCCGCGCCCGCGACCGCCGCUCCAGCAUCGCAGGAGGGCCGCGACCGCCGCUUAAUUGCCUUGCCGGGGGACGCCACGCGGCGGGCCUCGCCCCGAACAUUUCCCGCAGAGAAAAGCUUAGGGGUAGCAGCCUGGUGGGAUUCCUCCCCAAUUUUUUAAUCGGUUUCGGCAGCCAACGGCGAGCCCGCCCAGCCCAGCCCAGCGGCCGGAGGUAGGGGAGGAGCAGUGGAGUAAAGAAGCCGGAUUUUAUUAAUGCAGGUUUAGCGAGCGGGCGGGCUAAUUAUUUUAGCGCCGCUGUCUCGGCUGGGGACUCGCGAAAGCUUCGGCUCUUUUGAGGAGGCCCCCCGCUCCCUCGCCGCCUCCUCCGCCCAACCCCAGCCCAACCCCUCCGCGCCGCGGCCCCGCUCUCUCCCGCUGGGAGCACUUGUUUUCUCCUGGGUACUCGUACCAGUGCUCGCUUUCGCUGGGGCCGGGGCCGAGGCCGGUGGUCGUCGCGCAUUCCCACAAGCAUAUGUUGCGCAUUGCGCGGGAUGGGGAGCAGCAGUAAAUCGGGGGGCAUGGAGGACAAGGGGGGAGGGAUGGGCAAGUACGCGGCCAGGAGAGGUUGGAGGCGCCUGGCGGCCGUCGCCUGGGUGGCGGCGGCGGUGGCCUGCUCGGCCUCCGUGCACUGGCAGCUGCGCGGGGAGACCAUGGAGCGCGCCGAGCAGCGGCUCGUCAACAUGUGCGAGGAGCGGGCCAGGAUGCUGCAGGAGCAGUUCGGCGUCACCGUCAACCACGUCCACGCGCUCGCCAUCCUCAUCUCCACAUUCCACUUCGAGAAGAACCCCUCCGCCAUCGACCAGGAUACUUUUGCGAAGUACACGGCAAGGACAUCAUUCGAGCGUCCACUGCUAAAUGGGGUAGCAUAUGCACAGCGCCUCUUCCCUCAUGAGAAGGAAACGUUUGAAAGACAGCAUGGAUGGAUUAUGAGGACUAUGAAUCGAGAGGCUGCACCUCUCCAAGAGGAGUAUGCCCCGGUGAUUUUCUCCCAGGAUACAGUCUCCUACCUUGCGCGCAUGGAUAUGAUGUCUGGGGAGGAGGAUCGAGAAAACAUCUUGCGUGCGAGGGAAACUGGCAAACCUGUGCUGACAAACCCAUUUCGGCUUCUUGGGUCAAACCACUUGGGGGUAGUACUCACUUUCGCAGUGUAUCGCCCUGAUCUACCUGCUGAUGCAUCAGUUGAGCAACGUGUGGAAGCAACUGCUGGCUAUCUUGGUGGAGCUUUUGAUGUGGAGUCACUUGUAGAAAAUUUGUUGAAUAAACUUGCUGGCAAUCAGGAUAUAUUGGUGAAUGUGUAUGAUGUUACAAAUGCUUCAGAACCUAUGGCCAUGUAUGGAUCUCAAACUCCAGAUAAUAAAGUGGACCUCUUGCAUGUUAGCAUGCUUGAUUUUGGAGAUCCGUUUAGGAAGCAUGAAAUGAGGUGCAGGUAUGGGCAAGAGCCUCCAAUGCCGUGGUCUGCUAUUAGUAAUCCUAUGGGCUGCUUUGUCAUAUGGAUGCUUGUUGGGUAUAUAAUCUGUGCUGCAUGGUCUCGGUAUGACAAAGUUUCAGAGGAUUGUAGAAAAAUGGAAGAGCUCAAACUUCAAGCAGAAGCUGCUGAUAUUGCAAAGUCUCAGUUUCUGGCAACUGUAUCACAUGAAAUUAGAACUCCUAUGAACGGCGUCCUUGGAAUGCUGGACAUGCUUUUGGGGACAGAUCUGACUAUGACCCAGAAGGAUUUUGCUCAGACCGCUCAGGAUUGUGGCAAAGCGUUGAUAAUACUGAUCAAUGAUGUCCUUGAUCGAGCAAAGUUUGAAGCUGGAAGGUUGGAACUUGAGGAAGUGCCUUUUGACUUGCGAACGCUGGCGGAUGAUGUGAUCUCUUUGUUUGCCUCAAAGUUAAGAGCAAAGUGCAUAGAGCUUGCAGUGUUUGUGAGUGACGACGUUCCAAAACUUGUCACCGGAGAUCCUUGGAGAUUUCGACAGAUACUGACAAAUUUAGUGGGCAAUGCAGUCAAAUUCACAGAACGAGGUCAUGUUUUUGUGCGGGUCUCUUUGGCUGAGAACUCAACUAUGGAAGCUAAUCGAGUCCCCAAUGGAGACCUCCAUGGGAAAGAUUGUAAAGUUGAGUCUACAGCUAAUGGUGCCUUCAAUACUUUGAGUGGGUUUCAAGCUGCGGAUGAACGAAAUAGCUGGGAAUAUUUUAAGCUGCUGCUCUCUGAUAAGGAGUUACUUUCUGAUGAGCCAGAGGGUAAAAAAUCUAGCCAGAAUGAUUCUGAUCACGUGACCUUGAUGAUAAGCAUUGAGGAUACAGGUGUUGGUAUCCCACUGCAUGCACAAGAUCGUGUUUUUACUCCUUUUAUGCAGGCAGAUAGUUCAACUUCAAGGAACUAUGGUGGAACUGGUAUUGGUUUAAGCAUCAGCAAAUGUUUGGCUGAACUUAUGGGUGGGCAAAUAAGUUUCACCAGCCGUCCUUCAAUUGGGAGUACAUUUACAUUCUCAGCGGUUGUGAAGCGUGCAUCCAAAGAUACUUCAUGUGAUUCAGAGAGGAGCUUGUCUGAGGCACUACCAACUGCCUUUAGGGGAAUGAAGGCGAUUUUGGUAGACGGGAAACCUGUGCGUAGUGCUGUGACAAGAUAUCACCUUAACAGGUUGGGAAUAAUUGUUCAAGUGGUCAAUAAUAUGAGUAUGGCAAUUCAAGCCUUUGGGAAAAAUGGCGCAACAGAGUCGAGAGAAAAACCGUUCAUGCUUUUUAUUGAGAAUGACAUCUGGAGGCCUGAGGCGGAUAUUCAGUUAUCGAAUCGUCUACGUACACUCAGGAUGAAUGGUCGGGCGCAUGAGCUGCCCAAGCUAAUUCUUUUGGUCACAUCUGAAGCUGACAAGGACAAGUAUGGAUCCACGUUCAAUACUGUGAUGUGUAAACCCUUAAGAGCAAGCACAAUCGCUUCUUGUCUUCAACAGUUGCUAAAAGUAGAUAUACCUGUAAGGAAGGAAAAUCAAAACAGGCCCUCAUUUCUGCGUAGCCUGUUGGUUGGGAAGAAUAUAUUGGUUGUAGAUGACAAUAAAGUAAAUCUACGGGUUGCUCAAGCCGCGCUCAAGAAGUAUGGUGCCAAGGUUCAUUGUGUUGAAAGUGGCAAGGAUGCUAUCUCCCUACUUCAACCUCCUCAUUGCUUCCAUGCAUGUUUUAUGGACGUCCAAAUGCCUGAGAUGGAUGGGUUCGAGGCAACUAGACAAAUACGAGAAAUGGAGAAGAAAGCAAACGAGGAGAAGAGAGAGCAGCCGAGUUCAGGGGAAGGUUCAACAUUUGUUGAGUGGCAUUUGCCUGUUCUUGCAAUGACCGCCGAUGUUAUUCAGGCGACCUAUGAAGAGUGUAUGAAAUCGGGGAUGGAUGGCUAUGUGUCCAAACCGUUCGACGAGCAGCAGCUAUACCAAGCAGUCUCCAGAUUAGUGGUGGGAACAACUGAUUCGGCCUCAUGAUCUGAUCGAUCGAAACAGGAUCCGACGCCUCGUUGGUUGAAGCGAAGCCAAGCUGACUUGACUCUUACAAACCUGACAUGGAUAUAUCUCUGCAACACUUUGGAUGAGAAGUCGAAGGCGCCUUGAGCUAGUGAACUUCGUUGCAGGCCGAGGUAAAUGACGAUGCGCGCCGCGGUGGGCAUGCAUUUCUGCUGCUGCUGCUCAGGGGGGAAGACGAAGGAGGUGGCUCGAGAUAUAUUAGGUAGAUUAGGAUUUCUUGGUUUGCUGUUGGUAGUAGGCAGAUGUAUGAUGUUGUAUCUCAUGUCUGUUCAUUCUUUGAACAUAUAUAACAUCUCUGUGCUGUGCUGCACUCCCCCGAGAUUCAGAGUCCGCUGAAAAGAAAAGGUGUGGUGGGGUUU
Hordeum vulgare subsp. vulgare (domesticated barley) is the source of this 4218-nucleotide messenger RNA. Its product is annotated as probable histidine kinase 6. NCBI's taxonomy places the organism in Eukaryota, Viridiplantae, Streptophyta, Magnoliopsida, Poales, Poaceae. The transcript has 11 exons. Gene Ontology annotation, biological process: phosphorelay signal transduction system; phosphorylation. Gene Ontology annotation, molecular function: phosphorelay sensor kinase activity. Bases 860 to 3820 code for a protein of 986 amino acids. The record is from RefSeq and is a predicted model, not a curated record.